Molecule: messenger RNA, 818 nt
Organism: Cylicocyclus nassatus
Lineage: Eukaryota; Metazoa; Nematoda; Chromadorea; Rhabditida; Strongylidae
Source: the annotation of a GenBank genome assembly
GACUGAGCAAAGGUCAUCUAUUUGCGAUGGCAGCGAGGGUAAUCCAAGAUGGAGUCAAUGAACUCGUGAAAACUACCAUAUUGGAAGUGGAAAAGGUUUUGAGACACUUACCACAAAAGGGUGACAAAGUCGAUGUGAUCACAGCAUCUGGACGCAAUGAGUACAAUCAAGAAGAUGGGGCCAUAAGGCAACAAAAAAAUUUAUCGGAGCUGAUUAUCGACCAGCAGACGAUGUCAAGCUGUUCUGUGGAUCGUUAUGGAGAAUCUCGAGGUCUACCCAAGGCCGCCGCUCACAUUCUGUCUGAUUCGAUUCGCGUCACACAUAUGGAAAACAUGGAUGGCAUGAACAUCGACAUGACAUUACGCUUGAAAAGAGAACAUUCGAGCCAAGUGCAGUUGGUGGAUAUUCGCAUCGAAUGCCCUGAUUUUAAACCAAAACGAAUGCGAAUUGGCGGUCGUUGGUAUAACAUAGACUUCACAGAGUGUCACGAAUCUCUUCACUCAGUGCAGAACCAGGCGACAGAGACAAUAACAGACGCAGAGCGAAGUGUUGGAUUGGCUCUGGGCCAACUAGAGCUGCGCAACGAGUACGUGGCCAACCUACCGGCAUCCACGCUAUUCGUAAACGGCUGUGCUGUACUUAACUUCAAAUUGAAUAAGAGGAACCAAGACUUCAGCAACUUCGUCGUCGAAAGUGAAGUGAAGACGGUCGGCGACAAAGUUCGCGAAUUUCUACUAUCACUCCAAUACUUCCGCGUAAUUAUCGCCUUUUGGAACGUGUUCAUCAUCUUUCUUAUGCUUGUUUUCUUCUCUCAUUAA